Messenger RNA from Amaranthus tricolor (Joseph's coat), 1152 nucleotides. Its product is annotated as protein CURVATURE THYLAKOID 1D, chloroplastic-like. Gene Ontology annotation, cellular component: thylakoid; chloroplast thylakoid membrane. NCBI's taxonomy places the organism in Eukaryota, Viridiplantae, Streptophyta, Magnoliopsida, Caryophyllales, Amaranthaceae. The coding region runs from base 215 to 883 and encodes 222 amino acids. The record is from RefSeq and is a predicted model, not a curated record. The transcript has 5 exons.
GUAAUUAUUCUGCUCACCCAUGUAACCAUCUACUCAAUACUCAUCCCGUUCCCUCACUACACCACCAUCCAGCAAGUCCCAACAAAAACAACCGAGAAAUUCAAUUACAAAACCCUAAUCCUUUUUCUCUCUUUGGACUUUCCACUUAUUUUCUCCUCCAUUUCUGAGUUUCAGAUUUUUAGUUACAACAUACACGAGAAGAGAUACUCCUAUAAUGGAGCUUUGUACUACUACUGCCGCCAUUUCAACUCCUUCAGUUCCAAUUUCAUUUACUAAUUUCUCCUUUCCUAAAACUCCUCUUUUCCGUUCACCUAAUACAAAGCUUUCCAAUUUAUCAGGGGUGGUUUCCCAUACACCAAUUAGAAGAGGCACAUUGUUGAGGGCAACAACAGAUGAUGAGAAAUCUAAUGUAUUCACAAAUGAUAAAAGUGGAGUUGUUGCGAGUCUGGAAGAUGAUGUGAAUGAUGUUAGGCUUGAUACUUCUGUGCCUGUGAAUACGAGUAUGGAUGAUAAUGACGGAAUAUUGUUCAGUGAGACUAAACAAUCAGGCGAGUUUUCGGAAGUUGGAGAAUCUUCUGAUGAUGAUGAGACUUUGCAGCCGGUUAAGGAGCUUUUAAACAAGCUUGACAUUGAGUUGGAUGUUGAAGACACGCCUACAAUUCUCUUAUAUGGUGGUGGCGCCCUUGUUUCUGUGUGGUUGCUUUCAGCCAUUGUUGGUGCCAUUGAUUCCAUCCCAGUGGUGCCAAAAAUUUUAGAAGUUGUAGGACUUGGUUUCUCAGUUUGGUUCACCACACGAUAUCUGCUAUUUAAGAAAAAUAGAGAUGAACUUGGAUCCAAGAUUGAAGAGAUUAAACAUGAAGUUUUAGGUUCAACCGAUAAAUAGAGACGUCUGGAGUUUUUGCUUGUGUAGACUGUAAUUGUUGCUAGUAUGAGAGGCUUUUUGGAAAACAGAACAAAUAUUGUGAAUAAAUAGGAACAAACAGAAUUAUCCUUGUAUCCUUUUAUCAUACAGGAAAUCAAUCUUUCUUGGUUAUUUUUGCAUACUUUUCCCCUUGAAAAUAAUGUUCCUAAAUUUAAAACUGUAUGGUUUAGUAUACAACUAAGUUGGUAAUGUUAAUGUUUUAAUGAGGUGAUGGAAAUUCACUCCGCUUA